This is a messenger RNA of Striga asiatica, 373 nucleotides long. The record is from the annotation of a GenBank genome assembly. NCBI's taxonomy places the organism in Eukaryota, Viridiplantae, Streptophyta, Magnoliopsida, Lamiales, Orobanchaceae.
CGCCUCCAUUUUCAGAGCAUGAACUAUUACGCCGCAUUGUGGUAUUCGCCCAGACAUGGCGCACAACGAAUCUCCUUCUCCACCUGCAAUUCCUUCCCCCAACCAUGAGGGGGCAACUAUUCUUGCGCAUCAACCACUUCGCGAUGCAUCUUGCGUGAAAAUCAUGCCCGCAAUCGAGACCAGCAAUCUUAUCAUGGUCUCUACACUGAUCAUCCUUCAGUUUCAGAUUCUUACUGAUAAUCUCUUCACACAGCCCUUCAUCUCCUUUUUCCUCUACUUCUCGAGCAUCAAGAAUCAAAGAGCCCUCACUGACCAUGGACGAGUAGUUCCCGUUUACUCCCCGGCCCGAAAAGCUUGCAGAGGGGCCCGUUAA